AUGGCCACCGCUGCCUCCAGCCCCUACACCCUGCUCAGCUCCAGCCCCAUGAUCCACCCGGACAGCCAGGCCAUGCAGCCUGCUAGCCCCUACAGAGGGCACCAGAAACUCCUCCAGGGCGACUACCUGCACAGCGUCCAGGGCAACGGACACUCCCUCGGGCACCAGUGGGCGAGCAGCCUGUCGGAGGGCAGCCCCUGGUCGGCCUCCAUGGAGCAGCAGGACAUCAAACCGGGCCGAGAGGACCUGCAGCUCGGCAUCAUCCAUCACCGGUCCCCGCACGUAGCGCAUCACUCCCCUCAUCACAACAACCACGGCAACCACCCGGGAGCCUGGGGAACCCCGGUGUCCCACAACUCCUCCAUCACCAGCGGGCAGCAGAUCAACCUCUACUCGCAGACGGGCUUCACCGUCAACGGCAUGCUGGACCACGGGGGCCUCACGCCGCCACCCAACCCGCAGGGCCAAGGCAUGCACCCGGGCCUCAGGGACACGCUCAGCCCGGACCACAGCGACCUCGGCGGGCACCACUGCCACGACCACUCCGACGAGGAGACGCCGACGUCGGACGAGCUGGAGCACUUUGCCAAGCAGUUCAAGCAGCGGAGGAUCAAGCUGGGCUUCACGCAGGCGGACGUGGGCUUGGCCCUGGGCACGCUCUACGGGAACGUGUUCUCCCAGACCACCAUCUGCAGGUUCGAGGCUCUGCAGCUGAGCUUUAAAAACAUGUGCAAACUCAAGCCGCUGCUGAACAAGUGGCUGGAGGAGGCGGACUCGACCACGGGCAGCGCCAGCAGCAUCGACAAGAUCGCGGCUCAGGGGAGGAAGAGGAAGAAGAGGACGUCCAUCGAGGUGAGCGUGAAGGGGGUUCUGGAGACGCACUUUCUCAAGUGUCCCAAACCGGCGGCGCCGGAGAUCACGUCGCUGGCGGACUCGCUGCAGCUGGAGAAGGAGGUGGUGCGCGUGUGGUUCUGCAACCGGAGGCAGAAGGAGAAGCGCAUGACGCCGCCGGGAGAGCCGCAGCACGAGGGACCGUAUUCUCACGGCGGGAGCGCGGGGGACGCGUCCUCGUGCCACGAUCUCUGA
Molecule: messenger RNA, 1086 nt
Organism: Pseudoliparis swirei
Lineage: Eukaryota; Metazoa; Chordata; Actinopteri; Perciformes; Liparidae
Product: POU domain, class 3, transcription factor 4-B-like
Exons: 1
Coding region: 1-1086 (361 amino acids)
Biological process (GO): regulation of transcription by RNA polymerase II; brain development
Cellular component (GO): nucleus
Molecular function (GO): DNA-binding transcription factor activity, RNA polymerase II-specific; RNA polymerase II cis-regulatory region sequence-specific DNA binding
Source: RefSeq, a predicted model, not a curated record